Capra hircus (goat) is the source of this 2407-nucleotide messenger RNA. RefSeq names its product HSPB1 associated protein 1 (gene HSPBAP1). Lineage: Eukaryota; Metazoa; Chordata; Mammalia; Artiodactyla; Bovidae. Bases 608 to 2050 code for a protein of 480 amino acids. The record is from RefSeq and is a predicted model, not a curated record. Gene Ontology annotation, molecular function: 2-oxoglutarate-dependent dioxygenase activity. The transcript is spliced from 8 exons.
AUAUGGCUUGUUCAGGGUUGGAAAUGAGUCACAAGGAACGCAAUUAAAGCACGUUAGCCUGAGGCUCACAUUACCGGCAGCCACGAAAACCAGGUGGAGUCUGUUGCUCCCAGAAGGGCAAGAGAAAUGGGGAGAGACGAGGAAGAGAAGCGUGAACUCUCCCAGUAUCUAAGGCUGUUAAGAGUGGCUGCACAAUAAAGCAAACGCAGAGCCACCUUCCACUGCCUUGAGCGCCACACACACACAAAAAAAUCCCCUAAAACUCCAAUACCGUUGGGAGGAGGAAAGCGCCAAGGCAAAAACGAAGGACCUGACUAGGAAACGAGGAGAAGCAGAAGCGAAGCCAAGAAACAAAGACAAAAAGAAGACAACAGUUUGGAGAAUGUAAGAAGGGCCACAACCGAGACCACGUGCAUACAUUUCAAGCACCCCUGAAUCAAAACAAACCUGCGUAGCCCCGCCCAUCCCCGUCACGUGACCUCCACGCUCGUGCAGCUUCCGGAAGAGCCCGGUAGCAACCGCUUCACCGCUGGAGUUUUGGCCUCUCUCAAACCGCUUCCCGCUGGGUUUUUCUUUUGGUUUGGGCUGAGCCCGCGUAGUGCUUGCCAUGGCAGCAAGCCCCGGGGCGAUCACUAAUGCGGACUCUGCAUUUGGAGGUGGAGAGAAGGAAGGUAAACGUGUCAAACCUUUUACACCAGAGAAAGCAAAAGAAAUCAUAAUGUGUUUACAACAACCUGCAGUCUUCUAUAACAUGGCUUUUGAUUGGCCGGCACGACACUGGACUGCUGAACAUCUCUCUGAGGUCCUCCGUGGCAAGCAGAUACGAUUUAGGAUGGGAAGGAAAAGCACAGACACAGCUCCUCAGUUUGAAACCGCAUGUAAUUAUGUAGAAGCUACACUUGAAGAGUUUCUUUCCUGGAACUGUGACCAGUCUAGUAUUUCCGGAGCAUUUAGAGACUAUGAUCAUUCCAAAUUCUGGGCUUAUGCUGACUAUAAAUAUUUUGUCAGUUUAUUUGAAGACAAGACAGAUAUUUUCCAGGAUGUGAUAUGGUCUGACUUUGGGUUUCCUGGAAGAAAUGGACGGGAAAGUACAUUGUGGAUCGGCUCCCUGGGGGCCCAUACACCCUGUCAUCUGGACACCUAUGGUUGCAACUUAGUAUUCCAGGUGCAAGGAAGGAAAAGAUGGCAUCUCUUUCCUCCUGAAGAUACUCCUUUCCUUUAUCCAACUAGAAUCCCUUAUGAAGAAUCCAGUGUGUUCAGUAAAAUCAAUGUUGUCAAUCCUGAUUUAAAACGUUUUCCUCAGUUCCAGAAAGCUCGAAGACAUAUGGUCACGCUGAGCCCAGGACAGGUUCUGUUUGUUCCCAGACACUGGUGGCAUUAUGUGGAAUCCAUUGAUCCUGUCACUGAAGAGGACCACCAAGCCCGGGUAGAAGAGGCAAUCACCCGCAUGCUUGUGUGUGCCCUGAAAACUGCAGAGAAUCCACACAAUACCAGAGCUUGGUUAAACCCAACUGAGCUUGAGGAAACAUCCCAUGAAGCCAACUGUCACUACUUAAAUGGGGCCGUCUCUGCUUUUCUAAAUCAUCAUGGAACAUCUGAAGUGGUAGGAACACAGGCACUGAGAACCAACAGAGAGUGCACGGUAAAGGAGGAGUUAGAUGUGCACAGCCGCGUGGGGGUAGAACAAGCUGCGAGCCACACCGUAAGCUCAGGAACAGUGAAACAGGAGGCGGCAAGGCCUUUCGGUCUUGAUCUGGUACCUGUCACACCAGGUUCACAAGAACCAUCUUCAGAAAGAGGAGGCAUAUUUGAAAAUGAUGGUGAAGACUUUGUCAGCAAAAAUGGAAAAUCCUUUGGAAAACUGCCUAAUACCAAGAGGCAACGAAUGAUGAGUGAGAGUGAGAAUGCAGUUGUGGAACAGAUUGCCUCAGAUAGGACUGUGGCCCUUUCCCAAACAUUCGUUUCUACAGAUGACUUGCUGGACUGCUUGGUGAAUCCACAGGUAACCAGGCUAGUGGCACAACUUCUGAUUCAAGGAAGAAGUAUGUGAUUCAGAUAGAAAAUGAUUUUUUAAAUAGUUUUAAGAAUAUCUUUAAUGUAGUUUUUAAAUAAAAGAUGAACCAGCAAAAGUUCAGUUUGCACAUGCUUAAAAUGUACUGUUCUCACCUAACUGAAUUUUAGUCUCUUGCCACCUUCUGGCAUACAUGUUGCUCUUUGGACAGCCUGGCUCUUUGUUAUUUGUAUGCCUCUGUCCUCGGUGCCUUUGCCUUGCCUCUCCCAUCUCAUACCUUCAGCCUGUCUCAAAUGUAAGCGCCUGGUGUUCUCAACAGGAAGUAGUCUCUGCAUCAGCCUCAAGCAGGGGUCAGCCUGCUGCUUGUUUUUGUAAAUAAAGUUGUAUUGAAACACA